AUGAAGAACUCACUGAAAUCAAAUGGUGUGAUCGCCAUGAAUCUGGUUACAAGAGAUGAAGAAGUGGCGCAGAAGGCCCAAACGUUCUGUGGCCACGCAGUUCCCCGUUUUGUUCAGUUUCUUUUGGCCGUGGUCACGACCCGAAAUGAGAACUUCAACGCUGUUCAAUUUGCUCGUUCUUUACGAAAAGACAUCCGUUGGGUGAACGCCCUUGAACCCGUCAUCGCGAGGAUUACUCCCGUACCUUUACAGUAA
Ostertagia ostertagi is the source of this 255-nucleotide messenger RNA. Lineage: Eukaryota; Metazoa; Nematoda; Chromadorea; Rhabditida; Trichostrongylidae. The record is from the annotation of a GenBank genome assembly.